Talaromyces rugulosus is the source of this 1455-nucleotide messenger RNA. RefSeq lists its product as uncharacterized. Gene Ontology annotation, biological process: ubiquitin-dependent endocytosis. The record is from RefSeq and is a predicted model, not a curated record. Gene Ontology annotation, molecular function: protein-macromolecule adaptor activity; ubiquitin protein ligase binding. Lineage: Eukaryota; Fungi; Ascomycota; Eurotiomycetes; Eurotiales; Trichocomaceae. Gene Ontology annotation, cellular component: cytoplasm; plasma membrane; cytosol. The coding region runs from base 1 to 1455 and encodes 484 amino acids. The transcript is spliced from 2 exons.
AUGGCGUCUGCGAAGCGAUCUAGGGUCAAAAGGCUACUGUCUCCUCGCAGCCAUUCGGACAUCACCAUCCGCACAACACUGCUCGAGCCGACGAUAUUCGUGGAUACACCCCCUUCGGCGCCGUCGGUGCUGCGCGGCCACGUCGUGCUCGAUAUCUCAAAAGAAGUGCAGAUUGGCCAUGUCACCAUCCGGUUUCGGGGAGUGAUUCGCACGAGGAAGUUCGGGGGCAGGACCGACGAACAAUCUAUCGUCGACCAGACAUGGCCGGUUCUCGGGGCUGGUCCUCGAGAAGCACACGGCAGCAAUUUUUCUGCACAUCAGCGUUCUAUCGAAAGAAGGCGAUCAUCCACGACUUCUCUCGGCCCCGGCAUUCACCCCGGACAACAUUCUGGGUCGGCGAAGGAACGUACAACUCUCAGUUCGGGUCGAUAUGUCUACGACUUUGAGCUGACCCUUGACCAAACUCUCCCCGAGAGUUUUAAUGUCGGCGGAUGUCAGCUUAUAUACCAUCUCCAAGCCGUGGUGCAUCGGCCUGAAAUGCUCAAGCGCGACGUUUCCCAUAGCCAUGAGGUCGCAGUGCUCCGUUGUCCGGACGAGAUGUAUCUGCAUGACAUAGAACACAUCAGUCUCGCGAGAACGUGGAAUAAACAAAUCCCCUACCAGAUCGACCUGGGUGGGAAAGGGGCCCCGAUUGGCAGCGAUAUCCCCGUGUCCAUUAGCGUCUCGUGCCAGGAAAUCCAAUCCAUUGCAGUACAAGUCUACCUCGGUCAAAAAAUCCGGUUCCCCGGAGUGAAGGGGAAGGAUUCCCAGCUGCGAAGAAAGCUGCUGUUGAAGGCUAGAUGCAACGAUUUAGCCACAAGAAAGUUUGGCGAUACCUCAACUGCUGGAGAAGCUUUGCCGUACUUGAACCUUGAUCGAAAUGGCAAAACAGUGACUAUAGAGGCGAAUGUCCCUCUGCCUAAUGAACAGUCGCGGUUUCUCGCGAUGCAUCCGGAUGUUGAGUAUGAGACAUUGCAGGCGACACAUUCCCUGCUGUUUAUCAUAGAUAUCGCUACACCACCGAAACACUCCUCUUCUAAGAUGCCGACCCUGUGUCGGCUCACCGGUGAAACAAUUUUUUGCCUUCGAUCGCCCCAUACUCGAGUCUACAACAUGUUCGUUCCUCAGUACUCGGCAGAAGAUCUGCCAUCCGAGGAUAAUCUGCUCAGCAUUUCUCGGCCAUCCGAUCAAAGCGGACUGUUUUCAGAAUACGGCACCGCUCCUAGUUUACAUGCGCGACACAGUUUAGCGCAGUCGAUCGACACAUUUUCUUCCUCUUCAACACGGCCCCAAUCGUUUCCUCCCCCUGUGUACGAGAGAAUGGCACCAAGACUUUCUUUGCCACCGCCGCCUACAUAUGAAUCAAUUCUGUGGAAUGGUGGCCGGGUCCAAGAGGCGGUGCGAGUAUCGUCCUAA